AUGAUAACAGAAUGCAAGCGUUUACCGUGCAUCGUACGACUUCAAAAUAGGGAGGCCGAUGAUGCUAGUGGCAUUCAUUUCACAGCCGGCAAUGGCAAGGUGCGACACGGCUCUUCGCCCAGCCUUGCCAGCUUAAGUGGCACAUUGUCGCGCGUCAAUACAGUUGCAUCGGCGCUAAAGCGCUUCCUCAGUCGCGAAGAGCGUCCCGGCUCCACAACACCAGUCGAUGAGAUUUCACAAAAAAAUCGUUUUCCUGGCAGUGCAAGUUCGGCCAGUCUAACCGGCAAUUUGAUUAUGAAGCCACCCGGUAGUAUACGCAUCACUGAUCAAGUCAUCGAAGAGGUCGACGAACAAACCACGAUCACUUCGCAGCGUGCCAACGAUCAGGUGCGCCCGAAUGUGCGCGAUAUUUUCUUGCAGGAUCUCAACAAUCAAAGUUCAUCGGCGGCACAGCGCUCCGUGCCUAUGGAUAUUCCGCCCAGACCCGCGUCAUACAUGCGCACACAGUCCACUUACGAGCCGACGCUCUUUCCGCCGGGCGGUGUGGAGGCAUUGCUUAGCACGUCUGCGCCAACGAAUGGCAGUCCACGCAUGGUGCAGACAGUGCCAAACUCGCCAGUUGCUGAUCCAUCGAGCACCAAAUCUCUCUUCGAUCAGCAAAUCAAUCAGGAAAAGGGCAGUUGCGAAACGGCAUUAGAACGUCCCGCCGAUGCGCCGCAGGUUUUCAGAUGGUUUUUAUCGACUGUCGAUGACAUGGAAAUCAAAUCGACAACAGAUGCGCCUGGUGGUGAUGAUGAAGGCGAUGAUUUCGAUAAAUUGAAAGCAGCGCGCGAAAAGGAGCGCAUGCAGCGGCAACAGCAAAAACUGGCACGCACAAUCAGCGCAGCGCCCGGCGUCGAUGGUGGUCCUACGGUUGUGCCCGUGGUAGCGGCUGCGAUAAUACCAACUGCCGUUAUGCAGCAGCCAGCGCCGCAACCACCACUAUCCAAUGUUCCAUCCGGUGCAGAUCUUUUGACCAGUAAUGCGGCGGUAAACACAAACGUGGAACCACUCACAACCUCAACAGCGAAAACCUCGCCCGAUGGUGAGGUACAAGAGGCUAACAAAUAAAUAAGUACAGAUGCAUUAUUAAAUGGGUGGUAAGAGUUUGGAAGUGCGUACAGUGCUUAUUAAAUGUAUGCAGAAGAAGCAUUUCUUGAAGAAUAGAGUUGAUUUUUUUGUGGAAUCGGAGAAGCUUUAAGUAAAAAAAUAAACUAGUUUUAAUAGGUUGUACUCAUUAAAAAGGCGCAUAAAAUAACAACAACAAAACAAAGAUAUUUUCUUCUUUUCACAACUCUUAUUAAAAAUAAAAAAUUAAUCGAAUGAGCGUAACACGAUACUUUUCCGAU
Rhagoletis zephyria (snowberry fruit fly) is the source of this 1388-nucleotide messenger RNA. RefSeq lists its product as uncharacterized. The record is from RefSeq and is a predicted model, not a curated record. NCBI's taxonomy places the organism in Eukaryota, Metazoa, Arthropoda, Insecta, Diptera, Tephritidae.